This is a messenger RNA of Sus scrofa (pig), 2845 nucleotides long. RefSeq names its product solute carrier family 9 member A2 (gene SLC9A2). The record is from RefSeq and is marked provisional. Gene Ontology annotation, cellular component: plasma membrane. Lineage: Eukaryota; Metazoa; Chordata; Mammalia; Artiodactyla; Suidae. Gene Ontology annotation, biological process: proton transmembrane transport; regulation of intracellular pH; potassium ion transmembrane transport. Gene Ontology annotation, molecular function: sodium:proton antiporter activity; potassium:proton antiporter activity.
ACAUGGGCCGGCGGCCGGCGGCGGAGGGUGGCUGAGGACGCCGAGGGUCCGCGCCGUGGCCUCGCGUCCUUGCGGGCCCGCCAGGCGCUGCGCCCGCUCGUGGCGAGGACCCGGCCGGUGCACGGCAGACACCCGGCCCCGCGGCAGCCCGGCGGGCGGCGCUGCCCGGGGCGAUGCGCUGAGCGCGCCCGGGGCGGAGCGCUGGGGCGAAGGCGGCGCGGGGAGCGGAGCCCAUGGAGCCGGCGGGCACCAGGCGGAGCCGCCGGGCGCCGUCGCUGCUGCUGCUGCUGCUGCCGCCGCUGCUCCUGCAGGUGGCGGGGCCGGCGGGCGCCCUGGCCGAGACCCUGCUGGACGCACCGCAGGCCAUGGGCACCAGUUCCAGCCCGCCCAGCCCCGCGAGCGUGGUGGCGCCCGGAACGACACCGUUCGAGGAAAGCCGACUGCCAGUGUUCACCCUGGACUACCCUCACGUGCAGAUACCCUUCGAGAUCACUCUGUGGAUCCUGCUGGCCUCCCUGGCCAAGAUCGGCUUCCAUCUGUAUCACAAGUUGCCCACCAUAGUCCCUGAGAGCUGCCUUCUCAUCAUGGUUGGCCUGCUGCUUGGGGGGAUUAUUUUUGGGGUGGAUGAGAAGUCCCCCCCGGCCAUGAAGACAGAUGUGUUCUUCCUGUACCUCCUCCCCCCCAUCGUGCUGGAUGCAGGCUAUUUCAUGCCUACCCGCCCGUUCUUUGAAAACAUUGGCACCAUCUUCUGGUACGCCGUGGUGGGGACGCUCUGGAAUUCCAUCGGCAUCGGGGUGUCUCUGUUCGGGAUCUGCCAGAUUGAAGCCUUUGGCCUGAGCGACAUCACUUUGCUGGAGAAUCUGCUCUUCGGCAGCUUAAUCUCCGCAGUGGACCCCGUGGCCGUGCUCGCCGUCUUCGAGAACAUCCACGUCAAUGAGCAGCUCUACAUCCUGGUCUUUGGGGAGUCCCUGCUGAACGACGCCGUGACAGUGGUCCUGUACAACCUGUUCAAGUCUUUCUGCCAGAUGAAAACCAUUGAGACAAUUGACGUGUUUGCUGGGAUCACCAACUUCUUUGUCGUGGGCAUCGGCGGAGUGAUGAUCGGCAUCUUCCUGGGCUUCAUAGCGGCGUUUACCACUCGCUUCACACACAAUGUCCGCGUGAUCGAGCCGCUCUUCGUCUUUCUGUACAGCUACUUGUCCUACAUCACAGCUGAGAUGUUCCACCUGUCGGGAAUCAUGGCAAUCACUGCUUGUGCAAUGACCAUGAAUAAAUAUGUGGAAGAAAAUGUGUCCCAGAAAUCCUACACCACCAUCAAGUAUUUCAUGAAGAUGCUGAGCAGCGUCAGCGAGACCCUGAUCUUCAUCUUCAUGGGCGUGUCCACCGUGGGAAAGAACCAUGAGUGGCACUGGGCCUUCGUCUGCUUCACCCUGGCCUUCUGCUUGAUUUGGAGGGCACUGGGUGUGUUUGUCCUGACUCAGGUCAUUAACUGGUUCCGGACGAUUCCCCUGACCUUCAAGGACCAGUUCAUCAUUGCCUACGGCGGGCUCCGCGGGGCCAUCUGCUUUGCACUGGUCUUUCUCCUCCCCUCCUCCGUGUUUCCCCGGAAAAAGCUGUUCAUCACGGCAGCGAUUGUGGUCAUAUUCUUCACUGUCUUCAUCCUGGGAAUAACUAUCCGACCACUGGUGGAGUUCCUUGAUGUUAAGAGGUCCAAUAAGAAACAGCAAGCCGUCAGUGAGGAAAUCCACUGUCGGUUUUUUGAUCAUGUGAAGACGGGGAUUGAAGAUGUUUGUGGACACUGGGGUCACAACUUUUGGAGAGACAAGUUUAAGAAGUUUGAUGACAAAUACCUGCGGAAGCUUUUGAUUCGGGAGAACCAACCCAAGUCUAGCAUUGUGUCCUUAUAUAAAAAGCUCGAAAUAAAACAUGCCAUUGAGAUGGCAGAGACUGGGAUGAUAAGCACUGUCCCGUCUUUUGCUUCUCUAAAUGACUGUCGUGAGGAAAAAAUAAGGAAGCUCACACCUGGUGAAAUGGAUGAAAUUCGAGAAAUUUUAUCAAGGAAUCUCUAUCAAAUCCGUCAGCGAACUCUGUCCUACAACAGACACAAUCUGACCACGGACACAAAUGAGAGGCAAGCCAAGGAGAUCCUGAUCCGCCGAAGGCACAGUCUGCGGGAAAGCAUUCGCAAGGACAGCAGCUUGAACCGGGAGCACAGGGCUUCUACUACAACCUCCCGAUAUUUAUCCUUACCGAAAAAUACAAAGCUUCCAGAAAAGCUACAAAAGAAAAAGAAUAUUUCUAGCGCAGGUGGCAACAGCAGCGACUCAGACCCAGACAUGGGGACCACCGUCCUCAAUCUGCAGCCCCGAGCGCGGCGCUUCUUGCCGGAACAGUUCUCCAAGAAAGCCCCCCAAGCCUAUAAGAUGGAAUGGAAGAACGAGGUGGACGUUGAGUCUGGGCCAGGUCAGCCCCUCACCUCCCUGGCGGCCCACAGCAAGGAGGGGGGCCUCAAGUCCCCAGGCAUGCUCUGCCAGCCCCUCCUCUCCAAAGGCCAGUCUGGCUGCGUGCGCGGGGACAGUGUGAAUGAAGGCGUCCGGCCCAAGCCGCCCCCCAGGCUGGUCCGUAGGGCAUCAGAACCUGGAAACCAGAAAGGUCGACCCGGGAGUGAGAAGCCUUAAUGGAAACGGCCAAAGCGGACCUGGAGGAUCGGCCCCUCCCCGCUGGGGCUUGUUCCUCCGCCAUCAUCACACCACCACCCAAUCCACUUAGAACCGUCCAUUCAUCUAUAGCCUGCCUUUGGAUAGUAUUCACGCCCCUGGUCUGUGCCGCGGCUGCUCAUCCCAAG